Terrapene triunguis (Three-toed box turtle) is the source of this 668-nucleotide messenger RNA. It is a transcript of the gene HINT2, whose product is annotated as histidine triad nucleotide binding protein 2. The record is from RefSeq and is a predicted model, not a curated record. Gene Ontology annotation, cellular component: cytoplasm; mitochondrion. The transcript is spliced from 5 exons. The coding region runs from base 1 to 612 and encodes 203 amino acids. NCBI's taxonomy places the organism in Eukaryota, Metazoa, Chordata, Testudines, Emydidae. Gene Ontology annotation, molecular function: hydrolase activity.
AUGGCCCUGGCCUGUGCCCGCUCCCCUGGGCUGUGUCACGCUGGGGGGCUGCUGCUCGCCACUCCCCCAGCUCCGGCACAGCAGCGCCUGCAGCUCCGCGCCCCUCCGGGCCUGCCUGGGGCAGCUGGCGAGCGCCAGUGUGGCACGGCCCUUUGCUCUCCCGCGGCCCAUGCCCCUCCGCCCCAGAGAUGCUAUGUGGCUGCCGGUGGGCAGGACGGGGAGGUGCAGAAGGCUCAGCGGGCAGCCGAGGCCAGUGAGGAGCCAGGCCAGCGGCCCCCGACCAUCUUCAGCAAGAUCAUCGACCGCACCAUCCGGGCCGACAUCCUCUAUGAAGAUGACAAGUGCCUCGCCUUCCGGGAUGUGGCCCCGCAGGCCCCCGUGCAUUUCCUGGUGAUCCCCAAGCACCCCAUCCCCAGGCUGAGCCGCGUGGCCGCGGGGGACGCAGAGCUCCUGGGGCACCUGCUGGUGGUGGCCAGUCAGACGGCGAAGGUGGAGGGGCUGGUGGAUGGCUACCGAGUGGUGAUCAACGACGGGAAGCGGGGGUCUCAGUCUGUCUACCACCUGCACUUGCACGUGCUGGGCGGGCGUCAGAUGGGCUGGCCCCCAGGCUGAGCUGCAGCUGGAGCGACGGGAGCAGCGCCAGCCCCGCUGGGCAAACCAACUCCUCA